Messenger RNA from Aureobasidium musti, 405 nucleotides. NCBI's taxonomy places the organism in Eukaryota, Fungi, Ascomycota, Dothideomycetes, Dothideales, Saccotheciaceae. The record is from the annotation of a GenBank genome assembly.
AUGAAGGCCGUCUACAUGUACAACAAGACGGCGCUGAAGAAGCCCAUAAGUCAGCUCGUCAGUGGUGAAGCUAACGUUACUGAUGGCCUCGUCCUGAGAAUCACCACCGAAGGCUUGUUUAUUGAUGAUGAUGUACGCCGUGUUCCGCAGCGCGAAUGGGAUAUCAAAGCCUGGAGUCUCAAGAGCAUUGAGAGAGGUGCUUCGAAGCCUCACUACAUGCUGCGUGCCACAAUCAGAGACACAGAAGGCAAAUGCUACGUCUUCGUCAUCCCAUCAGAUCAAGAGUGGAAGGUUGAUGUUGGACUGGCUCGCCUACGGAAAGGUAACCUGGUCCGCAGUAUGGGAAUGAGUAGCAUCAAGGCGUCAGAGAUGAGAGGCUUGCUCAGCGACCUUGGUUGGGUCUAA